Molecule: messenger RNA, 441 nt
Organism: Octopus bimaculoides (California two-spot octopus)
Lineage: Eukaryota; Metazoa; Mollusca; Cephalopoda; Octopoda; Octopodidae
Product: zinc finger MYM-type protein 1
Source: RefSeq, a predicted model, not a curated record
AUGGAACUUAUAGCACAAUUUGAUCCAUUUCUAAUGGGCUACUUGAAAAAAUUUGGCAGUCUUGGAAGUGGCAAGCAGUCAUACUUGUCACCUACCAUCUACGAAGAAAUUCUUCUCUUGAUGGCAAAAUAUGUCAAGAAUUAUAUUGUUGCAGAACUUAAAUCUGCCAAGUAUUUCUCUGUUUCUGUAGAUUCAACACCAGACCAGGCUCAUGUUGACCAGCUAACAGUUAUUGUGCAUUAUGUUAUUCCUGGCAAGUCAAUAGAAAGGUUUUUAACUUUCCUGCAAGCUGGUUCCCACAAAGCAGAAGUACUGGUUGCAUCUCUCUUAGAAUUCCUAAAAAAAGAGGGUAUACAUUUUGAAGAUUGUAGGGGACAGUCCUAUGACAAUGCCAGUAAAAUGUCCAGUCAUUAUACAGGAAUGCAAGCCAGAUUCAAAUAA